UUGUUUUUUUUUUUUUUUUAAAAACCCCAAAACUUCACGGUACUCUAAACUUCUAAAAUGAGUCGAAUAUAUUACAACACAGCGUUACAAAAUAAACCUGUUCAUAACGAGAAAUUGUCCUCUUUGUGGGAGCCAUCUGUCUAUCAGACUGGCCCCGGAGUGAUUUUAGAGGGAACGUUUGUUGAUGUGUCUCGCCAUGCAGUUACUGACAUCAACAAUAAAAAGGUGCGCUAUAACGUCCUGUACAUCAAACCAAGUCGAAUCCACUACAGAAAAUAUGACUCCAAGGGUAAUGAGAUGGAGCCCAACUUCAGUGAAACCAAGAAAGUCAACACAGGUUAUCUUAUGUCAUCCUACAAACUGGAGGCUAAAGGUGAAUCAGACCGUCUUACUGAGGAACAGCUAAAGGGCAUAGUGAACAAAAAGGAACUGCUUAGUAUCACGCAGGAGCAUUGUCCCAACCAAGCCUUUGCGUUCUGGAUCUUGGAGGCUGAACUGGAGAAGACAGAGCUGGAGAUAGGUCAGGACAUCCGUUUAAAGACUAAAGGAGAUGGUCCCUUUAUCUUCUCCUUUGCCAAGUUGGAUGCUGGCACAGUGACAAAGUGCAAUUUUGCAGGAGAUGAGGCAGCUGGGGAAUCAUGGACAGACAAAAUAAUGGCAAACAAAGUAGAUGUGCCAAGCAAAGUGAAGCCAGCUGCACUGGGUGAAGGGGCUGAGGAGGACGAGUGGGAUGACUGACCAGCAUACAGAAUACAUGGAGGAAAAACGUGGCAAGCAUUUUCUCACCCUGACAUACUUAAUACAUCCAAAUACACUUUAUACCGAGACAUACUUUAUACAGUAAGCACUGAUGUGUUGAUAUAAACAUGUUUUAUGUAUAGUAGUAAUAAAUUACAUUUUAUUAAUAA
This is a messenger RNA of Neoarius graeffei (lesser salmon catfish), 908 nucleotides long. RefSeq names its product actin related protein 2/3 complex inhibitor (gene arpin). The transcript has 6 exons. Gene Ontology annotation, biological process: negative regulation of actin nucleation. The record is from RefSeq and is a predicted model, not a curated record. Bases 58 to 738 code for a protein of 226 amino acids. Lineage: Eukaryota; Metazoa; Chordata; Actinopteri; Siluriformes; Ariidae.